Ilyonectria robusta is the source of this 1578-nucleotide messenger RNA. RefSeq lists its product as uncharacterized. The record is from RefSeq and is a predicted model, not a curated record. The coding region runs from base 1 to 1578 and encodes 525 amino acids. Lineage: Eukaryota; Fungi; Ascomycota; Sordariomycetes; Hypocreales; Nectriaceae. The transcript is spliced from 3 exons.
AUGGUCGAGGAGCAGUACCUUGCCCAAGGUCUAACCCAUACGGACGAUCUUUCGGGAGCCAACAACCUGUCCGACGGAGGACCAACAGCCUCCGGAGCACCCCCAGCUUCUGCCUAUCCCGAUUUGACCCCCUACGCAGCAGUCUCUUCUUCCCCUUUCGGCAUUCAAGGCCAGUGCGAUCCGAAUCUCUUGACCCCCAUCUCUGUUGCGGCAUCUCCCCCUUUGCACCAAGCUCGCAAACUGGUGUCUCAGUACCCCCCUCCUCCAAGCACACCAGGGGCUCAGCAGCCCACUCCCCCAGGGAGCACCAAGAUGUAUCACCAACCGCAGUGGCCCCCAUUCGAGAUGAACGGCCAGUCCAGCCAAACCAGCUCGCCCAUGGCUCACCAGGCGGCGGUGGCUCCAGAGUACAUGGAAAACACCUACCUCUCUGACGAACGACGGACUCCGGGGCCUCCUACUCAUUACCUGGGCGCCUUUGGAGUCUCGGAAGGCCCAGAGCCAAACCAAAUGAAUACGCCCUACUACAUGGACAUGGGACAUCCAGUCAACCCACAGCACCAGCUCAUGCUUCGAGAUGACCACCAGAUUCCAAUGGGCGUGCACCACCGAGAGAUACCAGGUGGCCCCCUCUUGAACGAGCCUCAAUCAUCCCAUUUCCGGCCAGCGCGCCGGCCAAGCUCUGAAGAGCAAGCAGUACAGGCCUCCAUCGACGGGUCUCAUUCCGUCAACGGCUCUCCUCGCAGACGUCCUGUCUCAGCAGCCUCAGGGCGAGUCAAGAAGCGACCAGCCAAGGCCCGGGGAAGAAACACCAUGCCAGAUGACCCCCUCGAAGAACACAAGAACUGCUUCGGACAGGAGGUCCCCCCAACCCUGAAAAGCACCUGCCCCGACGAAGAGCGUUGUAUAUUUGAAUCCCGCUGGAAACACCGCCACCAGAAAGGCCAGGACAUGUGGGAAAGCAUCCAACGCGACUUCAAGAACAAGUUCAACAAGUGCCCAGGAAAGGAGAUGUUGCAGAUGAAGUUCAAGCGUGGCCGUGCCAAGUACAUUGAAUGGAUUCCCAAGGAUGAUGAUCUGCUACGCGAAGCCUGGAAGCGAGUCGAGAAGAGUCGCUAUCAAAGCAUGCUCGAAAUCUUCUUUGAGCUGGGGGGCUCCCGCAACAUGCGCCUGAACGCAAGCGACAUCGAGAUCAAAGUGGUCAACGACCUGAACCUUGAAGAGGGGCUAUACAUGGACUUCCACGGGGACGCCAAUAUCCGCCGCCGCCGCAAGUCCACAUCGACAAGAAAGCGAGGCACCGCCCGUGGCGUGGAGGAGACGUUGAGCGACGAGAUGAUGAGCGUCAGCUCGCACAACACGCACGAAGACGACGUAAUCAACCAAGUCCACAGUCGCCGAGACGUCAAGGUAGAAGACGACUUGGGCGCGGGUCCAAACGACUUGAUGGACGUCCAAAUGUGGGAACAGUCGGGCGUGAUGCACCCACGAAAUGAGACCAUGAGUCGCCAGGCAUGCGAGCAGAUGAUGAGGUUGAGCCCAGCGGCUCCACAAUACGGACGACGUCGGGCAUCUUAG